Molecule: messenger RNA, 5123 nt
Organism: Calliphora vicina (urban bluebottle blowfly)
Lineage: Eukaryota; Metazoa; Arthropoda; Insecta; Diptera; Calliphoridae
Gene: Ggt-1
Product: gamma-glutamyl transpeptidase
Exons: 6
Coding region: 133-1875 (580 amino acids)
Biological process (GO): glutathione catabolic process
Cellular component (GO): plasma membrane
Molecular function (GO): glutathione gamma-glutamate hydrolase
Source: RefSeq, a predicted model, not a curated record
GUUGAUGGUGGAUGGGUGUUUUUAUUUGAAAAAUACGAGUGAAGAUUUUUUAGAAAAUAAGAUUUUUAAAUAAAUAAUAAAAUAUUUUACUCAAAGGAUAUUUAUAAAGACAUAAAAACUUAUAGUUGAAAAAUGAAAUUUAUCAUAAAUAAAAAAUUAACGAUAUGGAUUACAAUAGCGGCGAUUAUAGUAGUGGCAUUGACAUUAGGUCUAGUAUUCGGUCUUAAAGGAAACAAUGAACCUCGCAUAGUGGGUGCAGUUGUAUCGAAUGGCAGAGGUUGUGCUGAAAUUGGAAGUCAAAUGUUAUUUGACGGUGGAUCCGCUGUGGAUGCAGCUAUAGCUACACUGAUAUGUGAAGGAGUUAUUUUACCUCAUAGUAUGGGCAUUGGCGGUGGAUUCAUGGCUACUGUUUAUACAAAAAAAAACGGAAAAAUUGAAACAUUAAUGGCCCGCGAAUCGGCUCCGGCUGCUGCUCAUAAAAACAUGUUUGUGGGUCAAACUUCAAUAACGGGUGCAAAAGCAGGAGCUGUUCCUGGCGAAAUACUUGGAUAUUGGGAAUUACACCAGAGACACGGCCGUUUGCCCUGGAAAGUUCUAUUUCAACCCACCAUUAAACUUUGCAAGGAAGGCCAUUGGGUGUCCAAGUAUUUAGCAGCUGCUCUAAUUUCGAAAGAAACUGCGAUUCGAAAUGAACCCACAAUGGCUGAAAUAUUUGUAAAAGAAGAUGGUUCGUUAUAUAAAGAAGGGGACUACAUGAAACGUCCUGCACUGGGCAACACUCUAGAAAGAAUUGCCAACAAUGGAGUUGGGGAAAUGUAUGAUGGUGGUGAGACCGGUAAAAUGUUUGCUAAGGACAUACAAGAAAUGGGGGGCAUAAUAACAGAACAAGACUUAAAAAAUUAUAGGGUUAAAUGGGAAGAUACAAAUCAUGUUGUAGCUAAUGUUACAGGUGGUUAUAAAUUAUAUACAACACCUUUGCCGUCGAGUGGUGCUGUUUUAGCUUUCAUAUUAAAUGUUAUGAGCGAUUUCUACUCAAAUGACCGUGAAAUAUACUGGCAGCGUGUAAUCGAAACUUAUAAACAUGCUUAUGGUCAGCGCACAAAUUUGGGAGAUCUAGAGAACGAGACGGAAAUGUAUAAUACCAUUGCGGAAACAUUUGACAAACUUAUCAGCGAAGAAUUUGCUAAAGACAUUCGUAGUCUUAUAUACGACAAUAGAACUUUUGAAGAUAUGACUUAUUAUGGAGCAAAUUUCACAAUUGAAGAAGAUCAUGGGACAGCAAAUAUGGCAGUAUUAGCCGAAAAUGGCGAUGCUGUUACAGUUACAAGUACUGUUAAUAACUACUUCGGUUCAAAGGUGCGCUCGCGAAGUACUGGCAUUAUAUUGAAUGAUGAAAUGGACGAUUUCUCAACACCAGGUGUUAUCAACUCAUUUGGGGUGCCAUCUUCGCCAGCCAACUACAUCAAGCCCGGCAAACGGCCAAUGUCUUCUAUGUGCCCAGUCAUAAUUUUAGAUAAAGAGGGUAAUGUCAAAAUGUUAGUAGGCGCUGCGGGGGGUACGAAAAUUACUACAUCUGUUGCAUCGGCUAUAAUCAAAUAUUUGAUAUUUAAUGAAACUAUGGAACAGUCGGUUAAUGAUGGUCGGCUGCACCAUCAGUUAGCGCCAAUGCGAAUCGAUGCAGAAUUAGAGGUGCCGAUAAAUGUCCGUAAUUAUUUAGCAAAAGUAGGUCACAAUUUAAACAUAUCUCCAGAGGGUAGUAGUUUUGCUGCGGUAACUGCUAUUGGUGUGCGGACCGGAGUCCCAGAGCCAUUUUACGAUCGUCGAAGGGUUGGUAGUACAGCCACUAUACAAGCACGAAAUAAAAUGAAUCAUUAGAUAAUAGGUAUAUUAUAAAUGUAAAUAAAUAUUUUUAGUAUGUAUAUAUUUAUAUAUUUUAGUAUAUAUGUAUAUAUUAUGUUAUAUUAAUUAUAGAGGUACAUACAUACAUAUGUAUGUAUUUAUGUAUGUAUGUAUAUGUGUGUACAUAUGUAUAUUAGUGUCUCUCAAAAAAAGUUUUUUAUUAUUUUCAUGGGUGCUCAAGCAUAAUUUAAAAGCUUUUCAGAUUUUUCGGAAGAGGUUUAGGGUCGCUAUAUUAGAUAAAAUUUUUCGUAAUUUUUCCAUAAAUUUUGUAAAAAACGCUUUAUAACUUUUAAAUUUUUUUUUAACUAACAAUGCAGUAUGAAAGAUCUAUUAAUUCUUAAUAAUUUUGGUUAUACCGGUUACCAGCUUUGUAGUUUAUGAUAUUUUUAUAAGCUGGUUGCCAGUUUACAACUCAUACCCAAAAAAUAAAUAAAAAUCAAAUGUUCUAUAGAUAUUUGCAAAUAAAUUCGCGAUUUGUUAAAUUCUCAGUAUUUAAAGCAAACUUAAACUUUUAUGUACACAAAAUAAUUUUAUUUUAUUUGAUUUAUUGUUGAGCUGAUAACAAAGCAAAACAAUUGAAAUUUUAAAAUUUAAUAUUCAUCGGGUACAAACCUUAAAAAUGGUAUACCUCGGUAAGACCAAGACCAAAUUACAUUUUUUUAAAUUGUCUAGAAUCUAUCUAUCUUGGAAACAGAAUCACUAGUUUUUAUACUUUUUCUAUAAAUUUUAAAAGUUAUAAACCGUUUUUUACGGAAUUUAUCAAAAAGUUACAAAAAAUUAAUACUUAUUGAUACCUUAAUGGGCAAAAGUAUUGUCGGAAGUUGUGGUUUAUGCGCAGAGAAUUAAUAGCUUUGACAUUUAUCUCUUUGGUCAACAAAUUAAAACUACGCACAAUGCUAUAGAAAAAAAAGAGGGAAAUUCUCUGCGAGUUGCUAAGUUGUCCCUAAUUAAUUUGGCACGAAAAAAACAUAAACAUUUAUUAAUAGUUUUAAUGAAAUUUCACAGUUAUGUAGAUUUUUCUAUUAAAAAUGGAAAAAUAAAAACAAAUUUUGAAAUUUAUUAUCUGCAAUCCCGCAAUUCCGAAAAAAAUGUUGAAAAAUCCGUAAAAUGGGAAUUUUUAUUUUUUUGGCUAUAAUAUCCAUAUCAGGGUCGGGGGUAUCGGAACCCUUUUGCAAAAUAAUUAAGAAGAUGUUGGGUCAUCUAAAAUCUGUUACUAUAUUUGGAUUUCGAAUAUGCGAUUGCAGAAUUUUUGCCCUAAAGUUAAAUUUUAGAUAAAAAAUAGGCGAAGAAAACUAAAAAAAGGCCGACAAACACGAUUUUUGAAAAAUCUCAAAAAUAUUUGACCCUAUAAGCUUUCAAAUUAUGCUUGAGCCCCAACAAACAAUUUUUUUGGGGACACACUAAUGUACAGUAGCCCAAGAAAGUCUACAUACAGGAAAAAUUAUUAUGUUACUUUAAUUUAAAGCAGUUUUUUUAUUUUUUUUGAGAUAUAUAAUAAUAAAUGUCUUAUGUCGAUUUUAGCAAAAAAAAUUCAAAUAACGCCCAAAAGUUCACCGUUAUUAGAGUUAUUGAUUCUGAGUAAAAUAACGAAAAAUUUAUUCUCGGUCACGCCUACUUUUGGGUGGGCGGCACUAUUAAGUUUCAUAAUAUUUUGAACAUUAAAGCCAAAAAAACCAAAAAAAAUGUUCGUUAUUUGACUCAGAAUCAAAAAAUUUAACAACGGUGAAAUUUUGGAAGUGAUAGGAAAUGUUGCUAAACCCGACUUAAGUGAUGUUGUUUUAAUUUUUUUUUAGUGUGAAUUUAUUUUUUUAACAAAUAUAUUUCACUACUUUUAACUUACAAAUACAGCUUUCAACGAAAGAAAUUUAAUUUGAAUUCCUGUAUGUAGACUUUAUUGGGCUACUGUAUAUGUGCAAGAUUUUUCGAAAGUAGUCUAAGUCAAUAUUUAUUUUAUUAUUUUUUCACUCAAGUGCCAAUUUAUCGCACAAAAUUGUCAAUAAAUUUUCGGAGUACAUAUUUUAGAAAUUUAAAAGAAUUUUAUGUUUCAUACAUCAUUGAGUGUGUACUAUUAGAUAACUUAGAACAAGACUUGUAUUUACAUUAACGUCAUUGCCACACUUGCAUUAAUGUUGCGCAACAUAUUUAUUCAGUGGUUUUGUUCAGUAUAUCUACUCUUCUUUGGGUUAAUUUAUUUGAUUUGUCUUCAGCACGUAAAUUAGGUGUUGAACUGAAUUAGUCUAUUCUAUAUUUAUUUGUUGAAAUUCAUAGUAAUAAUAUAAAAAGUCCCUUUGGACCAAAAUAACUUAUAUAACAUAGGUGAAAUACCUGAAUAUACUAUAUACAUAUAUACGGAAACAUAAAAUUCCAUUCGAUUUCAUCUGUAACUUAGAAAUACUCAUCACUUUUUAGCUCCCCAGCCAAAGAAAUAAAAUAUAUUUUUGUAAAUGAGAUUAUCCCAUAAACAGCAGCAAGGUGAACUGAAAUGUUGUACUAGUCAAAUAAAGUAGUUGUAAAAAAGAGAUGAAGUAACCAAAGUGAGAAAAAAAAAUAAAUGAGAAAUAUCCGAAAUAUAUGGACGAUAUUCAAAAGCCCUCGAAAUGUAUUAGCUGUUUCAGAUGAAAAACGUUAUUCGAGAAAAAAAAAUAAAUGAGAAAUAUCCGAAAUAUAUGGACGAUAACAUUAUUCGUAUGAGAAAAUUUGCUUUGUAGAUGAUUUAUAGCUUUACAAUAAACAUUUUUAAGAAAUAUUUAAAUCGUCUACUAUAAAAUUGUAUAUUUAUACAAACAAAUUAUACAACGAAUUUAAAAAAAUUUAAAAAUUUUAGUCCUUUAGAAUUUCUCAUUUCUCAAUACACAGAAAUUAUGUUCAUCGAUUUUUUUUCUUCUUAUGUACAAAUAUGAAAAAUGCUUUAAAUUUUAGGCGAUGGCGUUAAUGUAAAGUUAUCUAUAUAUUCAGACAAGGAGAGAAAAUAGAAAUCAUGUUCUUAGUUAUCUAAUAGUACACAUUUAAUGAUGUAUGAAAAAUAAAAUAGUUUUAAAUUUCUAAAAUGCUCCGAAAAUCUAUUGACAUUUUUCAUUCUAAGUACUACCUCACUUUGCACCACGGUGUAGAUAUUAUACAAAAUACAAACAAAUGUUUUAUCAAAUUAAGUGAUUUAAGAUAGCUUUUUUUAAUUUCAAAUACUAAUUUUUUCAUAUUAAACAUAAAAUAAACGACAGAAACAA